This is a messenger RNA of Amborella trichopoda, 1827 nucleotides long. RefSeq names its product BTB/POZ and MATH domain-containing protein 2. Gene Ontology annotation, molecular function: protein binding. Gene Ontology annotation, biological process: protein ubiquitination. The record is from RefSeq and is a predicted model, not a curated record. NCBI's taxonomy places the organism in Eukaryota, Viridiplantae, Streptophyta, Magnoliopsida, Amborellales, Amborellaceae.
CCCCUCUCGAGAAACCUGUUCACAACCAGCCAAAAUCCCUCUCUCUCUAAAAUAAACUGCAUCUCUCGCACCUACAACGCCCAAGGAAAAACUCUCUCUCUCUAUCAUUUGCCCCUUCUCUCUCUCCAUUUAAAACCUCAUCAAUCAAUCCAGAACCAGUCAUCAAAAGAAAGGCUCACAAAACCAAACCCUCCCCAUCAAGCCCCAGAACCCAACCUCUCACUUAAAAACCCCCAAAAUUUGAUCGCUUCUCUCCCUCUCUCUCUCUCUGGUCAUGGGCUUACCCAGCACCAGCAAGAUCUCCAGAUCGACCCCAUCUAAGCUUUCUCUCUCUAACAAUCCCCCUCUCACCACUUCCACAUCCUCGACCCAGACCAUCAAUGGUUCCCAUCACUUCAAUAUCACAGGCUAUUCUCUCUCUAAAGGCAUGGGGGUUGGCAAAUACAUACCCUCUGAUACUUUUGAGGUUGGUGGUUAUCUAUGGGCCAUCUAUUUUUACCCUGAUGGCAAGAGUUUAGAGGACAAUUCGACCUAUGUCUCUCUCUUCAUCGCCCUAGCGAGCGAGGGAACAGAUGUUAGGGCAUUAUUUGAAUUGACGCUAUUUGAUCAGAGUGGGAAGAACAAACACAAAGUCCAUAGUCAUUUUGGAAGAACCCUAGAGAGCGGGCCUUAUACCCUAAAGUAUCGGGGUAGUAUGUGGGGAUACAAGAGGUUUUUCAAAAGAACUUCUCUGGAGGCAUCAGACUAUCUCAAGGAUGACUGCCUUUCGGUACAUUGCAGUGUGGGCGUUGUUCGUUCUCACACUGAGGGGCCAAAACUUUACACCAUUCCUGUUCCUCCUUCAAACAUUGGUGAACAUUUUGGGAAGCUUUUGGAAAGUGGACAGGGAGCAGAUGUGAGCUUUGAGGUUGAUGGGGAGAUAUUUCCUACUCAUAAGUUGGUUCUUGCUGCUCGUUCCCCUGUUUUCAGGGCGCAGCUCAUGGGUCCAAUGAAGGACCAAAAUACGGAUUGCAUUAAAGUUACGGACAUAGAGGCACCGGUCUUUAAGGCCUUACUCCAUUUUAUUUACACAGAUACACUACCAGACAUGCAAGAACUCACUGGCUUAACUUCGAAAUGCGCUACCACCCUAAUGGCCCAGCAUUUGCUAGCUGCUGCUGAUCGUUAUGGCAUGGAAAGGCUUAGGUUGCUAUGUGAAGUUAAACUUUGCGAGGACAUCAGUAUCAACACAGUGGCAACCACGUUAGCCUUGGCAGAGCAGCACCACUGUUUCCAGCUGAAAUCUGUGUGCCUCAAGUUUGUGGCCUUACCCACCAAUCUGAGAGCGGUUAUGCAGACCGAGGGGUUCGAAUAUUUGAAGCAGAGCUGCCCACCUGUUCUUACCGAGCUUCUAGAAUAUGUGGCAAGGGUGGGGGAGCAUUCGAUUAUAACAUGUCGGCACCAAAACGAGGCUUUUGAUGGGACUGAUAGCAAUGGAAGGCGUGUAAAGCAAAGGACAUAGCGAACAGGUUCAGGGUCUCGAAAAUAUUUUGACCUUCAUUAAUAAAAAAGGGGAAAAAAGGAAAAAAGAACUUUGUUAACCAUUCUCUUAGCUUUGUCUUCUAGGGUGUAAAGUCUGUCCUUCCUUGAUUGGCAGUCUUAACAUGAGAGCCUUAGUGUACUAGUGAACCUCUUUCCAUUUCUGUGUUGGGAUGAAGGAAGGUGUAAACCAUUGUGACUUUACCUCUUGUAUGAUUACUAAUGUGUUAUAUUCUCAUUCAACUUUACUAAUGUGCUAUUUUCUCAUUCAACUUUUAGUCUCCUGAUUUUACCUGUUGUUUGUUCACA